ACAACAACACAAUUGUCUAGCUAUAUAUAUAUAGAUAUGAAUUAUAUUAUUUAGUGAUUUAUUUUAGUGAACCCUAAUUGUUAGAAAAAAAUAGAAUAAUUGUAAUGAUUUGUUGUUUGGCAUUUUUGGGGGGUAACGUACAGAUCCAGAUGCGGAGGUGAUAGCACUAUCUCCCAAGACCCUAAUGGCAACAAACAGGUUUAUAUGUGAGGUAUGCAACAAAGGGUUCCAAAGGGAGCAAAACCUACAGCUCCACAGAAGAGGACACAACCUGCCUUGGAAGCUUAAGCAGAAGACUACAAAAGAGCCUAAGAGGAAGGUUUAUCUCUGCCCUGAGCCCACAUGCGUCCACCAUGACCCUUCUCGUGCUCUUGGUGACCUCACUGGCAUCAAGAAGCACUACUCUCGCAAACAUGGCGAGAAGAAGUGGAAGUGCGACAAGUGUUCCAAGAAGUACGCUGUUCAAUCCGAUUGGAAAGCUCAUUCCAAGACCUGUGGCACUAGAGAAUACAGAUGUGAUUGUGGAACUCUCUUCUCCAGGAGAGACAGUUUCAUCACCCACAGAGCUUUCUGCGAUGCAUUGGCUCAAGAAAGUGCAAGGCAGCCACCGAACCUGAACAACGCCAUUGGAACCCACCUUUAUGGAAGCACCAACAACAACAUGGCCCUAGGCUUAUCUCAGGUGGGUAUGGGUAUGGGUGUUGGUGUUGGUGUUGGUGUAGGUGUAGGUGUGGGUGUGGGUCCACAACAGAUACCCACCGCCAUGCAAGAAUCUAGCACUGAUCUCUUGCGUCUUAGUGGUCGAACCGGUCAAUUAGACCAUCACAUGCUUCCACCACCACCAUCAUCCUUUAGAACUUCACACCAUCAACCAUUCUUCAUGAAUGAUCAUCAAAACUUCCAUGGCCACCAGGGACUCAUGCACCUAUCUGAUCUUAACAACAAUAACAACAACAGCAUGGAUAAUAAUUCUCCAUCAGGAGGAGGAGGAGGAGCUAAUAAUAAUAGUAGUAACAACAACAAUAAUAAUAAUAAUAACAGUAACCUCUUCAACCUUCCAUUCCUUUCAAGCAACAGCACUAACAGCAGCAACAACUCUUUCUCUGAUCAGCAUGGUAACAACAACAACAACAAUGAAGGGAACAACAGUUUCUUCACCGGUGCAGGUGGAAGUGCUAUAAUGCACCAAACAACCUCAUCAACUGCACCAUCACUCUUCAGCAAUUCCCUCGAAACAAACAACAACAACAACAACAGCGGUUCCAUUUCUCACAUGUCCGCAACUGCACUCCUUCAGAAGGCAGCACAGAUGGGUGCAACUACAAGCAACAGCACCGCCUCACUCCUCAAGAGCUUCGGCGUCACUUCCACAACCAGCGCAGCUGCAAAACCACCUCAUGAUCAUCAUCAUCACCUGAGGGCGGCAACAAUGGUGAGCAAUGCUGCUGCUGCAGCAAGCUAUGGAAGCAUAUUCGGGUCAGGGAGCGAGCAGGGUAACCUCCAGGAUCUGAUGAACUCGUUUGCCACUGUAGCUUCCGCUGGACACUCUUCUUCCAUGUUCGAAAGCGGUGGAGGUUCUUCUGUAGGGCUUAUGGCUGGGUUUGAUCAUGCAUACGAUCAUAGCUCAAACAGUAGGGAGCAUAAGCUGCAUGGAGUGAGCAUUGGUGGUGGCUCCGAUGGGCUCACUAGGGACUUUCUCGGUGUUGGUCAAAUGGUUAGAACCAUGAGCAGUGGCGGCGGCGGCGGUGGAGGAGGAGUUUCUCGAAGAGAACAGCAGCAACAACAUUGCUUCACGUUGAGCUCGAUGGAAGCUGAAAGGAAUAGUAAUGCUGCGCCGUCAGGCCAAUCUUUCGGUAGUAGUGGCGGUGGAGGAGGGAAUUUUCAGUGAGCAAAAAAGAAAAAACAUCAUCAGCUUCAGCGUAAAAGAAAGUACAAAGGGGGUUUCAACUUUCAACUUGAUCCAUUAAAAUAUGACUGCCUAGCUUCACCUAGUUCUCGCCUUUUGAGAGCAGUAACUUGGAAUCAUAUGGGAGUUCCUGGACUUUACUAAUGGCGCAAGC
Messenger RNA from Arachis duranensis, 2060 nucleotides. RefSeq names its product protein indeterminate-domain 4, chloroplastic. Bases 185 to 1888 code for a protein of 567 amino acids. NCBI's taxonomy places the organism in Eukaryota, Viridiplantae, Streptophyta, Magnoliopsida, Fabales, Fabaceae. Gene Ontology annotation, molecular function: DNA-binding transcription factor activity. The record is from RefSeq and is a predicted model, not a curated record. The transcript is spliced from 3 exons. Gene Ontology annotation, cellular component: nucleus.